AUGGCUGCUGUUCUUCCAUCAGAAGAAAACAGUUAUUUUGCCACGUCUGGCCUGCGACGCUCACAUUCUCAUUUCAACUUCAUCUCUUCGGCUCCGCCAUAUUUCCCCUCUUCUCACCUGAGCGAGCAUUACCAGCCUGCUUCUAAGUCUUCUGCCGAACUCAACUCACCAUCUACUUCCUCGUCUCCCCAUACCGCCCAUGCCGACUUGGUCGGCCUCUCUUAUUCAUCUACUCCUACUACUAACCUCUCUAUUACCUAUGACUACGAUGCUAUUGGUCUUGUUGAAUUACCCGAAGGUAACUUCACGUUUCUAUCCUUUGCGCAGGAGAAGCUCUGCGUUCACCCAGAGAUCCGUCCUGAUACGCACUACGAUGACAACCUAGAGCUACCCCCAAGCCCCCGAGAAGGCAACUCUUAUGCUGUCUCUCUUGCAGAACACGAGAGCUCUGAGGAGGUCUCUCAUGAAACAUCAGGACCCGAAACACCGGAGCACGGAAAAUCCCAAUACGCAGAGGACGACACUGCAGUCUCAAGUAGGCCGUCGCGCCAAGUCGAUUACCUGUCCAAUGAAUGGAGAGAGGAAGAUAUCUGGUCCUCAUGGAAAUACGUUGUAACACGGAGGGGAGAGCUUCCCAACAGCGCUCGAUUGGAAAAUGCUUCUUGGAGGGCAUGGAUCAAGGCCAAGAACAACCUCAAGACCACCCCCCCCGAAUCCAUCAAUUGGCUCAAAGACUGUGAUGUCACCUGGCUCUACGGCCCUCUGCAGCCAGGACCAAAGAACCUCCACCCUACCUACACGGAGCCCUUGAGCAUGUCGCUGUCAAAUACCGACCCACUCCUCAACCCCAACAAGAAAUCCAUUCUGAAGAAGAGAAGAAUAUCUGAAGUUAUGUUUCAGCGAUCGCUGUUCACGGCCUCAUUAUUAAAGCAAGCCACCACAGCUGUGAAGGCCCAGGAGACCCAAGGAAUCCUCCGACUUUACCUCGGUCGUUCGUCAACAGACUGCUUCGCCUACCCAUUUGCAUCAUGUCGAUUGAGUGAAGAAAGAAAGAGCGUCGCUCCUUCGCAAGUUAAGCAGUGCAUAGCUGUUGAAGCGAAGGAUAAUGAAGACAUGAUCAAUGACCACUACAGUUUUGAUAGUGACUUAUAUCACGGGGUUAUGAUAAGGCGGGUCGGGGCAAAGAAGAGGCCCAUAUCCCGACGCAAGACUUUGAAGCCAGAGCUAGCAACUGAAGGAAAAACACUUGCGAUGCUGCCUUCCACUACCCUUAAAUACCGCGAAGACACUCCUGAGUCGCAAGAGACUGCUAUGAAGCAUGCCUAA
Molecule: messenger RNA, 1326 nt
Organism: Fusarium poae
Lineage: Eukaryota; Fungi; Ascomycota; Sordariomycetes; Hypocreales; Nectriaceae
Exons: 3
Coding region: 1-1326 (441 amino acids)
Biological process (GO): protein catabolic process in the vacuole; cellular response to glucose starvation
Source: RefSeq, a predicted model, not a curated record